AUGGAAGAAGGCAAUUUCCGGGAGUCCGAAUUAGAGAAGAGUGGAUCUCCCAAAGGAGCUACUCCCAAAAGAAUUAUCCAUUUCGUUGAUGGAGACAUCAUGGAAGAGUAUAGCACAGAGGAGGAGGAAGAGGAAGAAAAAGAGGGACAGAAAACAAAUUCAACACAUGAUCGCUCUACCCUUUCAUGGGGGCCCUAUCUAUGGUUUUGGGCAGGCCAAAUAGCAAGCACCUCAUUGUCUACAUGUGAAUUCCUUGGUGAAAGAUUUGCUACCUUCUUUGGUCUUAAUCAACCCAAAUAUCAGUAUGUGUUGAAUGAGUACUAUAAGACACAAAAUAAGGAAAGUGACAAGGAAAGUGAAGGAAAUGGAUCAAAGGCCCAGCCAGCCAAGGUUCCUAAUGAAAAGUGUCACCUGGAGGCUGGGGGCAAAGAGUAUGGGACCAGAUGA
Messenger RNA from Enhydra lutris kenyoni (northern sea otter), 447 nucleotides. RefSeq names its product family with sequence similarity 177 member B. Bases 1 to 447 code for a protein of 148 amino acids. The record is from RefSeq and is a predicted model, not a curated record. Lineage: Eukaryota; Metazoa; Chordata; Mammalia; Carnivora; Mustelidae. The transcript is spliced from 4 exons.